AUGGAUGUGUUUGUACUCUACCAGCAGAUGAAAGAAGGAACAGGUGACAGAUCCAAGCAGAACUCGUUUGGAUUACAAAAAAAAAAAACUCCAUACACCCCAACACUAAGUGAACUGAUUAUAGAGAAUAUUGGGCAACCGUUAAAGUGUGAUGCUGAGUUUACAGUGACCAUCAAGUAUUAUUUUGUUGGAGACACUGUUGAAGAAUUCAAUACUGUCAUUGUCUAUAUAGUCUUGUCCAGAGGAGUGAUUGUUCAUCAUGGAUCUGAGAAGGUUGAAGUGAAGUCUUCUAAUGGAGCAGCAAGUGACACAGUGUCGUUCAAACUGUCUGUUGGUGCAGAUCUGGCUCCUGCAGUGCAGAUUCUGGCCUACUGUGUUCUGCCCAUUGAAAAUGUUGUUGCUCGUAGCAGAGAUUUUACAACUGAGAAAUGUUUCAAAAACAAGGUUUCCCUGCAGUUUUCUCCUGCUAAAGCAGUUCCUGGUGAGAAAAACACUCUCCAGCUCUCAGCUCAGCCUGGUUCACUGUGCGGCCUCAGUGCUGUAGGUCAGAGCGUCCUGAUCAUGGAGUCAGGAAAACGUCUGGAUACUGACAAGGUCUUUAACCUGCUGUCAGUACAGGUAGUAUCAGGUUACCCUUAUAAUGCUGUGGAUGCACCAGAGUGCCUGGAAGUUAGACCUCGUCGGGCUAUGUCACCAGACCGUGUUUAUAACAGCUUGAGGAACGUGGGAUUGAAGAUGGCAACAAAUUUGCCUGUGAGACAAUCUUUUUGUCUGAGAUACUAUGGCGUAAUUUAUCACAAAAGUUUUCACUUUAGGUACGUUUACUUGAAAUUUAGGAUUGCCUACAAACAUAAUUUAGAAGGAUCUGCUCAACCACCGGUCGAGACAGUUCGUACCUUUUUCCCAGAAACAUGGAUCUGGCAGCUCACUGAAGUGGGGGACUCUGGAUCAGCUCAGGUUCCUGUCACGGUUCCUGACACCAUCACCUCUUGGGAGACGGAGGCCUUCUGGCUGUCCUCCAAAGGUCUGGGUCUGGCUCCUCCUGCUCAGCUGACAGUUUUCCAGCCCUUCUUCCUGGAGCUCUCUCUGCCUUACUCCAUCAUUCGUGGGGAGAUCUUUGAGCUGAAGGCCACUGUCUUUAACUAUCUGUCCAAGUGCAUCAUGGUUAAAGUGACUCCAGCUGCUUCCUCAGACUACACUCUCAAAGACUCUGCCGAUGAUCAGUAUUCAUCCUGUCUGUGUGCUAAUGGAAGAAAAACCUUUAAAUGGAUCCUCACUCCUUCUGUUCUUGGAGUCUUGAAUAUUACAGUCAGUGCAGAGGCAGAGGCGUCCCAGACUGUGUGUGACAAUGAGAUUGUGAGCGUGCCAGAGAGAGGAUGCAUUGACACAGUUACACGAAGUCUACUUCUGCAGGCUAAAGGAACUGAAAAGACAGAGACCUACAGCUGGUUACUGUGUCCAAAGGGUUUUCUCUCAGAGGAAGUGAAUCUGACUCUUCCUAAAGAUGUGAUAGAGGGAUCAGCCAACUCCUCUGUUUCAGUCAUUGGAGACAUAUUGGGUCGUGCACUGAGGAAUCUUAACGGAUUAUUACGGAUGCCGUACGGCUGUGGAGAACAAAAUAUGGCUGUUCUUUCUCCCAAUAUUUACAUUCUGCAGUAUCCGGAAAACACGGAGCAGCUCACCUCAGCCAUCCGAGAGAGAGCCACCGGCUUCCUUAAGAGCAGAUACCAGAGACAACUGAACUACAGACAUAACAGUGGUGCAUACAGCACAUUUGGACACGGUGAUGAGAAUACAUGGUAA
This is a messenger RNA of Sinocyclocheilus anshuiensis, 1803 nucleotides long. Its product is annotated as alpha-2-macroglobulin-like. The transcript has 14 exons. Gene Ontology annotation, molecular function: endopeptidase inhibitor activity. Lineage: Eukaryota; Metazoa; Chordata; Actinopteri; Cypriniformes; Cyprinidae. Bases 1 to 1803 code for a protein of 600 amino acids. The record is from RefSeq and is a predicted model, not a curated record.